UUUCAGUGUUCUUAGUCUCAAAUCGUUCAGAUCCAGUUGCUUGACAUGCAUCAUAUUUGCACAUUUCUUGUUAUAUUACAUCAAAAUUUUAGUACAAGCAAACUAUUUAUAUAUACACAUAACCCUGUAAUACCCAAAUACAGAAAAAAAGAAAAGCAACAUGCAUUUUAGGAAUUAAUACAUCUUUCAACAUGGAGCACUAAAACACAUAUGAGACAAGGUGGCAGAAAAUAAAGAAACCAGAAGAGUGUAAAGGUGUUAACAGGGGAAGUGGUUGUAUUAGAUGAUUGAAAGGCUGGUGGGUGGAAGUGAUGAAAAACAAAAAACCAGGAAUCAAAGCUGAACUGUGACAUCAAUGCAAUUAAUUAGUUAAUCCUGCUUGUAGAGCUUCCUUAUCAGCAUGAAAAGUGUAUAAAUCAUGCAACAAAAAUAGCUCUGGCUCUUAAAAGAGGCUGGUCAUAUAGAGAAAAUAGAUCCCCUACAAAUACUAUAGAUCCAUCUUGGGAGCAGAGAGUUAAACUACAAUCAAACAUUUGCAUUUGUUGUUAAUCUGGAUUGCGUCAUGUCUUCUGUUUUCCUUGUUGUUCGUGUUAAGCAAUUUCCUUACUGAGAUUUACUGUAGAUUUGGUUGAGAUAAUCAGAAGUGAGGAACACUACAGUGUCCUUUUGCUUCACCUUUCAGAGAGGAUGACUAAACAUAUUUCCCAACACUUGCCAGGUGUUUCCCAAUUUCGAAAUUUCCAGCAGCUACUUACUCCAUGUUCCUUCCUGGCAUGCUGCAACUCGUUUAAGCAGGAUACUGGGUAGAAAUGAUGAAAUGUGACUUCCUGCUACACACAUUUUUUACAUUUUUACUCAGGCAAGCAAGAUACAAGAUACAAGACACUUCAACCCAACACUCUGAAACAACAGCAGAUUUGAGAGACUUUCUUGAGGCGAGGUUGUCAAAAUGCAGAGUGUCAAAUGUGUGAUUGUUGGAGACAGUGGAGUAGGAAAGACCUACCUGCUCCAUACCUACAUCAAUAACGUCUAUCCGAGGGACUACAUACCGUGUUUCUAUGAGACAUACAGCAGAGAGGUCAGUGUAGGCAACCAGCAGGUCAGUCUGACUCUCUGGGACUCGGCCGGCAGGGACGACUAUGAACAUUUUCGCCAGCUCAUCUAUAACAAAGCAGAUGUCAUCAUCAUCUGCUUCUCCAUUGCUGACCCAACGUCCUAUGAAAAUGUGAAGCGAAAAUGGUACCCAGAGGUGAAACGCCAUUGCCCUGAUGUGCCUUUUGUCCUUGUGGGAACUAAGAGUGACCUGCGAGAUGAUCAGGAGGUUCUGGAGACACUGAAGAAGCAGAAUCAGACCACAUUGACCCAGCAGGAGGGAAUUACAAUGGCAAAUCAGAUACAGGCUGUUAAAUAUCUUGAGUGUGCUUCAAGCAAUCAGGAGGGACUGAAUGAGGUGAUUGAUGAGGCUGUGCGGGCCUUUCUCAGCCAUUCAGUUACCAAAGAAAAGUCAUGUAUUCUCAUGUAGGUUAAGAUCCCAAACAAAUCCUUUAUUUUGAAAUGAUUAAGGAAAUCUUAGAAUAUGCUUUUGAGUUUAUUUCAGUGUAUAAAUAAUCUAUGUGCUGGUGUAAGCUACCAGAACAUCUUAGUACCUUGUAUGCACUUGGUCUUGUAUGUGAAUACCACAAAAGUAUCCAGUUUGACUUAAAAAAAAUAUUUAAAAGACUAUGCUAGUUACAUUAGUUAGCUCAUCAAACUGUCCACAUAAAUAAUUACUUAGUUUAUUAUGAUUACCACAAACACUGAAAACUCUGUCCAUGUGUGAUGACAGUCUAAUUACUACUUUAUCAACAGUAAAAAUAAAAAUGUCUCGAAAACUGUGAUGAUUCACGUCUGACUGAAGAUUCCUACAUUACAGCUAGAAGCAACAAACUUAACAUCAACUCUAUGAAUGUUUUGUGGGUGAAAAUAACUAAAUAAAAUAGAUUGCAUCAACUAUUUCUGAGCAUCAUUAAUUAAGCUGUUGUGUGUCAGUUUUUAUCACAGUAACAUGUUCCUUUCCUGAACUUUUCUUUUUGUAAUAAAUUUGAAAAUGUAGAGCAAAGUUAAUGAGAAGGUUAAUUUUGGUACACAAACUGUGUCUUUUGCUCUUUUUGAUAUCUUUGCACCAGUUUUAGUGAUGGAAUCCAUAAAAAUCCUUCCUCAAAUCGCUUCACACAUCUCAAAGUAUGUUGCUUGUGCAUGACGGCUACAUGUUCAUGUGACAACAUGCAGCUCAGACUUGUUGUGUUGAAAAUGAUAUGCAAAACUUGCUAGUUCUGACUUAGUAAGAUUGCCAUUGUGACUUUUACGGGAAAGUGCACUGGGUGCUUGUUCAGACUUGAAGCCGACAUGCUGAGAUGUUGUCAGAUGAAUGGAAAGGAGUAAAUGUCUGAAAGGAGCUUAAUUAAGAAAUAAAGCUGUAGUCCAUUUCAGUUCGGACAUUGUUUGUUCAUUUUGUUGUGACUUGGUUUUUAAUAAAGUAUGAAGUCUUUUUGAUCAA
This is a messenger RNA of Acanthochromis polyacanthus (spiny chromis), 2536 nucleotides long. RefSeq names its product rho-related GTP-binding protein RhoG-like. Gene Ontology annotation, molecular function: GTP binding; GTPase activity; protein kinase binding. Gene Ontology annotation, biological process: cortical cytoskeleton organization; regulation of cell shape; actin filament organization. The coding region runs from base 950 to 1522 and encodes 190 amino acids. Gene Ontology annotation, cellular component: plasma membrane; cytoplasmic vesicle; cytoskeleton. The record is from RefSeq and is a predicted model, not a curated record. Lineage: Eukaryota; Metazoa; Chordata; Actinopteri; Pomacentridae. The transcript has 2 exons.